UGCCACUUUCUCGCUUCGUUUCCUGUGGAGAAGAGCCAAAGAGAGGAAACAACGAUAAAGAAAAAGUCUCUUGAUGAAAAAAUGGGUAAAUUCUAUGUCUCGUGAGGUGAGCAAUGGGAAGUGGACAUAUCUGGAAACACAUGGCGGCUGUUUCGUCUUUCCAUUCUCCAUCUCUGAGCUUCUCGAUUCCACGCGCUUCAGCACCACCGUCUCUCAGCAACACGGCAGGAUUCAGAAGAUGUAUGAACCGUUCAAUCAUCUGUUCUCAGGACAUCUCCGAACAGGAUCUUCAGAUUUCAUCUCGUGACCAGCUACGAACGAACAGAAGAGAAAUCAUGUUUCAGAUGGCUUACUCUGUCUCCAUUCUUCCUCUGUUUGCUUCACCUGCAUUUGCAGACACAAAUGUGUCGGAUAAUUUCCGUAUGUAUACAGACGAAUCCAACAAGUUCGCGAUAUCGAUCCCCCAAGAUUGGCAAAUCGGGAAAGGAGAUUCGGAUGGAUACCGAUCGAUCACUGCUUUCUACCCAGAAGAAGCAGCUUCGACCUCCAACGUGAGUGUAGUCAUCACUGGACUCGGUCCAGAUUUCACCAGAAUGGAAUCUUUUGGAAAGGUCGACGAAUUCGCCGAGACUCUGGUCAGUGGAUUGGACAGAAGCUGGCAAAGGCCACCCGGUGUGAAGGCCAAGCUUGUGGAUAGCAAAUCUUCCAAGGGAUUCUAUUACAUCGAGUAUACACUGCAAAACCCGGGAGAAACUCGCAAGAAUUUGUACUCUGCAAUUGGAAUGGCAUCAACCGGUUGGUACAACCGGUUAUACACAGUUACAGGGCAGUUUUCCGACGAUGAAUCUGAUAAAUACAGCUCCAUGAUCGAGAAGACGGUCAAGUCUUUCAGAUUCAUAUGAACAGAGGGUCACAGGACAGAGGAUUCAGACAAUGAUACAGAGAACAUGUCCAUUUCUAUCCGAGAAGAACAUAUGUAAAGAAUCCACCUCCAUAAUUUGGAGUGAGCUCCAGACAACAAUUUUUAACUGUU
Messenger RNA from Tarenaya hassleriana, 1033 nucleotides. RefSeq names its product psbP domain-containing protein 3, chloroplastic. NCBI's taxonomy places the organism in Eukaryota, Viridiplantae, Streptophyta, Magnoliopsida, Brassicales, Cleomaceae. The record is from RefSeq and is a predicted model, not a curated record. Gene Ontology annotation, molecular function: calcium ion binding. Gene Ontology annotation, biological process: photosynthesis. The transcript is spliced from 11 exons. Gene Ontology annotation, cellular component: extrinsic component of membrane; photosystem II oxygen evolving complex; photosystem II. Bases 114 to 902 code for a protein of 262 amino acids.